Molecule: messenger RNA, 5828 nt
Organism: Paramuricea clavata
Lineage: Eukaryota; Metazoa; Cnidaria; Anthozoa; Malacalcyonacea; Plexauridae
Source: the annotation of a GenBank genome assembly
AUGGAAAACUUUAUUCCGGGGUUGACUCCUCAAGAUUUCUUCGAAGUAUAUAAAGUUCUCGUGAAGACAGAAUUGUUGGAAAAUAAAUCGUUGGUUUCUGGAAGUGAAAUUUUGGAAAGAUUUACACAAGAUUUGAUGAUUUGUAAUUUUCAUGAUACUCGCGCACAUUGGUAUGUAACGUGUUGUUGUUGUUGUCGACUUGUUGUUGUUGUUGUUGUUGUUGUUGUUGUUGUUGUUGUUGUUGUUGUUGUUGUUGUUGUUGUUGUUGUUGUUGUUGUUCUAAUUUGCUGUUGGUGCUGCUAAUAUUCUUGUUAUUGUUUUGUUGCUGUUACAAUUGUUGUUGUUGAUACUAUUGUUGAUGUUGUUUUUUUCCUGUUGUUGCUUUGAUUGUUGUUGUUGUUGUUCGCGUUUUAUGCGAACAGUGUAAUUACUCCAUUUUAGGUAUUACCGUUUUAAAUCCCCACGCAUUCUUUCAAAAUUACUGAUGUCCGAUGAAGGAGGAUGCAGUCAUCGAUACCCAGGGGUUGGGAACAUUGCCUACGUUAAAGAUCUUAUGACUAGAAAGAUGGCAACAACGACGUUUAAUUGCUCGCGAUUUGGAGCUUCAAUUGCACCUGGACUGGGAUGGGUAAUGUCACCCUAUCCUACUUUUAAUAGUAGCUUUGAUCCACAAGAUUUUAAUUUAUCUACCUUGCAGAGUACUUCAUUUUCCAUCAUUUUUAUUCCACCAGGAGAAAAUGAACAGAUGUUUCAAAGAAUCAUGCCCAAUUGGUUUUGCAUAUCUUCCUGGUUAUCAUAUCGACACAUCAGGCUCGUACAGGUAAUUAUUAUGUUAUGGUUUGAAUUAGAAAAUACAAACAUUUUCACAUACCGUCAUGCUGUUUUCCUUCAUGUAGCUACAGUGUCAUGUCGGCACGUUCAGGCAUACAGGACAGUCAAACAUCAUUCGUUGGAUGUGAUCAUGGAAAGGUAAAGUACAUCUAAAAUAUAAACGAGGAAACAUUUGAUUUGGGCGACAGAAUUGUAUUGGAUAUUGGCAAACGUUUGGUCCCUUGCCAUAUGAUUUGAAGUGAUUCAAUCUAAAUUGGUAAAUUAUCAACCUUAAUAAUUUCAAUUUGUGAGCAAGUAGCCCUAGACAAAAUUUUAUCAUUAGUCUCAGUUUUUAAAGUUUUAUAUCAAAUACAACAUUGCAUUCAGUCAGUUUAUUUACAGGCCAUUUGACUAGGCCUUGUCCGCCAUUUUUGGGUGUUACACCGGAGAAACCUUUUUCCAUGUCUCUUAGUGGUCCAUCAAAUAUUUCCCAAUUCAGCAAAAACCUAGCUAUAUAAUGCGAUGUUACGAUUUUACAGUGCUGUGCAUGUUUUGGUCCUGACAGUAAGCAGGAUUACUGCGCACCAAAAUGUCAAGCAAUCAAUGGGGGAACUGUUUUAAGAGAAAAGGACAAUAUCACAGUUUGGUUUUGGAUCCGUUCAUCUUUACCGAAACGUGUUUGGAAAAAAUGCAUGGAGUUUAAAGAAAAGAAUAGUGCUGGAAAAAUGAAAACAUGGCGUGUCGAGGAUGGAAUAAGGAGAAAGGUAUGGUAGAACGAAACUAGAAAUAUACAGGUAAGUAAGUAAGUAAGUGGGGUUGUGCCAGUGAGCUCCAUAUUUAUCUGGAGCAAGAACGUCAUUCAUUCAUGGCGGCCAUUGACGUCCAAUAGCUCUGAAGGUCGUAAACAGCUUUUAUACAAUCCCCCCCCUGCUAAUUCCAGUUUUUGGUCGAUGUCAAAAUACGAAAUUUCGGCACACUCCUUGCCCAAUCUCAUUCCCCGAGCCUGCGAUCCUCGGGAAGGAACGUGAGGCUCUGGGAUAAUCCGUUUCAGGGAGGAAUCUGAUUGGCCGUUGAUAUGGAAUGCGCAGUUCGGUCUUAGCCAGGAUUCCUGGCUUCCGGCAACGGAUUAUCCCAGAGCCUCACGUUCCUUUCCCAUGCAGGAUCGCAGGCUCGGGGAACGAGAUUGACUCCUUGCAUGCCACGAUGGCGGAAAUAGAAGGAGCUAUUGAACGUCAGUUCCAGUCCUUUUCUGUUGUUUUUAUCUGCGCGGUUAACGUUCUCGAGUUCUCGCUCGAGCAAAAAUAAGCAAAGCUGAAUUACGGACGCUGCUCAGCCUGGUCGAGUCGAAGGCUUUCUAAGGGCGCCUCUGGUAGUCUCAAGUCUGACAUUAGAGAGUUUGAGCAAGACAACGAAGUCGGACGACGACGACGUGGUUGACAAUUUUUGUCUGUCUUGCACAUUAUCUUGAACAUUCUGAGUUUAGGGUCAGGAGUGAAGACAGAUUAGACAUGCAUGUCUAGCUGUUUGUGAAUGCUGACCCAAAUCCUUACCCUGAUCAGGAUAAAACAGCGAGACAUGAAUCCAUAUCCCGUCUUCGUCUUCUGCCUUCGUUCACAACGAAUACUUUCGCAAAUUUCGUUGUGAAACUCGUUCUGCACGAAGGCAGAAGGACAAAGACGGGAUAUAGUUUCAUGUCUCGCUGUUUUUUUUCUGGAUCAGGGCAAGACUUAUGGUCAGUAUUCAUAAACAGCGACACAUGGGAAGAUACGUUGUGCAACCACCAGUGACGUCCAACUCGGUAUGCGCAAGAUAAUGGACAUACGGCAAAAAUUGUCAAGUAUGCCUUCGUCUUCGUACUUCGUUGUCUUGCUCAAACUCUCUAAUGGAGCACAGCUACGGUAGAAGGGUCAGUUUAGGUGGGCUUCUAUACGUUUUAAAAUACAGCUUAAGAAUUAAGACAAGGUAUAUAUUCAACAGACUGGUGCAAGAUCUGAAACAAAACCAUAUGAGGUUCCCCUUAUAAGACAUUUGUCUAUAUAAUUGUUCAUAUGUAUUACUUGUUUAGGGUCCAUGUUCAGUUCCUGAAGAUGUCACAAUUAAUGAUGGGGUAAGCUAAAAGUCAUUAAGUAAGUUUUUUAUGUAUUAUAUCAAAUUAUUUCCCCUGCUUAGCAGAAAAUCUGAGCCAAACUGCAUUUUCCCUGUGCUUAGAAUAAUUCUUCUUGUGGUAUCACAACAUCAAACAACAUCACGGCACGGUUUUGUUGAUUGUUACAGGUUGCAGUAGUCCCUAACAAUCAAUCAAUGAACAAACUUCCAAAGGUGGAAGGUCUUCUUUCCUAUCUUUCUGAUAAGAAGAAGCUGUAUAUCAAAGAAAAAUCUCAGUGGACAGCAUUGGCAAAUCAGAAAGAAGUACGUUUUACCUCCAGUUUUGCUGCGGAUAUUACUUUUCAAAAUGUAAAUGUAAAAUUUCCCUCCCCGCCUCAACUCCCGAUAUUUUAAAACUGCCAGCUGCGACAGACAGGCAUUUACUCGGCGUAUACUUGAUUUGUGGAAUAUAAUAGCUAAAAUACGACGAAGAAUACUGAGUCUUUUAACACACUGAAAAGACUGGAUGGCACAAUUGUUAUCAUAGUGUGCAAAGAGUUAUGCAUGCGAAGGGCUCAUUAGGAGAAAAAUGAAUUGCGACAACGCCUGAUGAGGAAGGGAGGAUCCAGCUUUUUCCACAAGAAUCGUGCAUUAGGUGAUGCAUGAAGUCGAAAGUACAGCCAGCUCGUUGGGAUCACCAAUUGGUCGGCGAUUGUAGGCGGUAAAUGAAAGUGUUAUUAUAUUAACCAAUAUAUCUACAGGAUAAUUACGCCUCGCAAUUAAUUAAGAAUUCACGUAAUCUUGUCUUUUUCAUAAAAAGAUUAAAGAUGUCAUUGGAAAGCUUGACAGUUUCAAGCAAGAAAUCGACAAUAAACUUACAAAGGUCAAUCGUAAAAGGUAAAAUGAGAGUUAAUUCUGUUCUUUACUUCGUUGUUUUUUGUUUAUGUUCAUGUAAAAUAAAAUAAAAUAAAAUUGAAAUAUUAAUAAGAAGAAUUUUAAUUUAAUAUAACUUAGAACAGGUUAUAACACAUUAGUUAUAACAACUUAAACUAGCUAAGAUUUGAAUCGUGACUUAGUAGAAUACAACUUAUGAAGAUGAUACUUGAAAAUACUUAAAGAAUUGGAGGAUUUGACAUAAGACGGUAGAGUGUUCCAUAGUUCAAUCGUUCUAAUGAAAAAAGAAUUUCUAAAAUAGUCCUGCUUGUGUUUAACUAUAAGAUUAUAGUUGUUUUUAUCAUAAUUUCUUAAUUGGUAUCCAGGUAUAUUGAGGUAUCCCCCCCCUGGUCAUCUCAAUAUAAAAUUCUAGCUCAUGUAACCUCACGUGCAGUUGGCUUUGAAACUUGUUGAUUUUACAGUGAUAAACAAUAAUUAGCGACUGGAAUGUUGUCGGCAAAUGCGAUACUAUACUUCCCGCUUCUUUACCCUCUUCGCUGAUUGUAGCCCAUAUAGACGCUUUGAAAUUUAUUGAAUUUGUAGUGAGAAAAAGAUAAACGAUGUGAGUGGGAAGCUUAACAAUUUUAAGCAAGAAAUCAACAAUAAACUUACGACGGUGACUAAAGGUAAUAAAGAAAAAUCAAUAUAAUAAAGAAUUAUGAAAAUUAUUAGCAAGUUUUAUUUAGAUGCUUUACCUUGCCCUAAUUUCGGUGUUUUAUUUUCUAUUCUCUAUUAGUUCAUUGGCUAAUACCACCAUUUUCCGUUUUAAAGAUGUUAAAGUGCUGACACACAAAUCAUGCAAACAAAUAUGGAUGAGCCAAAGGUAAAUGAGGGUACUUAAUGCAUGGUUUUCUUUACUUUGCCAUUGUUCUAUCUUUUUUUCAUGUUUGUGCAAACAUGGUGAAGCAAUUAUCAACUGGACCAGGUAUAACUUCAGCAUCGAAAUUGCUCAACCCGUUCUCAAUUAAUCGCACUCUUGGAUUUCAAAAGAUUUGUACAAGCUAGUCAUCUCAAAAUACAAAAAUCGUCGUCCAUUAUAGACGCUUUGAGUUUCCAGUGAGUUUUCUACAUAAGUUAUAUAAACCAAAAAUCAAAAUACAGAAUAUUUCGUUUAUCUUACAGCAACAAAGGAAGUGGUGUUUACCAAAUCAGUGUUGGAAACAAUCAAGUUAUCAACGUGUACUGUCAAAUGACGUCAGUCUCAAGUUGCUAUGGCGGUGGUUGGACAAUGGUGAUGAAAAUUGACGGACGCUUGGUAAGUCAAAACGAGGCUCUAUAGCCAAGAGGACGUAUUCUCCAGAAGGGUGUAAAGGAUGAGGUUGAGAUUAAAUGUAACUUUGGGAUUGGGGUCAUGUUUAGGAAUAAGGUCAGGCUGAGGAAUUAGAUCAAGGAUUAGGCUGAGAUGAAGGAUCAAAGUCAAUCUGACUAAACUAUAGUAUUUGUUUUUAUAGAGUACUUUCAAAUACAGUUCCUCUUAUUGGACGAGCAGAAGCACUUACGGUGACCAUGGCUAUUGGCGAAACCGCGGUUUAGACAAUCAACAAUAUAAAGGAUCGAGUUACUGGCGAACCUCAUUUAAAGAAAUUUGUGUUGGCAUGAAAUAUGGUGGUCGUUUAAGAGCGAUCUCUUUCUCGUACCCGGCAUCAUCUCUGUAUAAUCUGAUCGCAGACGAAAAAUAUCGACAAACUCGCGUUGGUCGCGCGCAGUGGAAAUCAUUUAUCAGUGGGUCAUCCUUACAGAGUAACUGCAACCAAGAGCGAUUUAACGUGGAACGAUCAUCAAAGUACCCAAUUGUAAAAGUUCGGUUGGGCAUUAUUGCAAACCAAGAAAAUGAUUGUAAUACACCAGACUCUUUCGUAGGCCUGGGAGCUGGAGGUGGUCUGAAUUAUCCCAAGAGCUGGUGCGGGUCUUCGCAUACAUCUGCCAACGCCGCGGGUAAUCUUGCCCAGUGUAAUGCAGACAAAGGAAACAAGAAUGUCAGAGCCAUGGCAUACAUAUUG